AUGGAAUCCACCGAGCGGCUGAGUCCAUGCACCGAGGGUGCGCCUUGCUCUGGAUUCUUUUUGGUUCAACCGGUGGAUCUCCCGAUGUUCUCAGCCGAAAAAACGGGAGGUGCCUGCGCCUGGCUGCCGCGGGGCCAUCCGGUGGAGGAGGUGGUGCCGGGCAAAGGAGACCCGGCCGUGGGGAUCUCCGCAAUGGUCAGCUUGGGGGAGCUUUUGGGUGGCAUGUCGAAGAUGCGCCAGAUGGCUGCAACCGAGGUGGACCUUUACCUGGGCCACAACGGUUUCUUCGCCGCACCCAGCGCUGGGGCCAGCAGCUGCGGCUACUCCCCGGGAGGACGCAAGGUUUGCUGGGAGUCCUUCAGUCCUGGUGGCGCGACAGCUGGCUGCAAACGGCACAGUGCAGUUGCAACUGUCCGGGUGCGCCUGGGCCGUUGGGAGAGGGUGGAGCGUUUAUUUGGGAAAAGGUCGCAGUCUGGCGAGCUGACCCUGAGCGCCUUUAUCCACGCCCUGGAGGAUGUGGUGCUGUUGGAGUUGCAGGGCGACGCUGGUGAGGUGGAGGUGACUUUGUGGACCUUCUCCGGGUGCCAUGGCCCACCGCGGCCACCUGUCUCACCCAGCACGCCGGUGCCGGAGGGCGGGCUGCCAGUGUCCAAGACCACUGGCCCCACCAGCGAUCGGCUGCCGUCGCAGAUGGUGGCAGGGCCUCAAACGCUGCAGGUGAUGCGCGGCAAUGGCUGGCCCUUCCAGGCGGCACACUUCCCCGUGCGCUGGUUCGGCCUCACGGGGAGCAUUCGGAAUGAAGCCAUGGAGAAGGGACAGUUUCAUGAGGUCGAGGCCAUGGGCCGCUGUGGCCCGGAGCUCUUCCUUCGCGGCCCCUGUGCCCGCGGCACCUGGCGACCCUUUCAGGGUCAAAGCUUGGCGAUUCAGCUGAGCAUCUGGCCCUUGCUGGACCAGCCCCAGCUUCCUGAACUGUGGGGUGGCCCAAGGAUGUGCGGAAGUGAGUUCAGCGGCCGAGUGUACAACCAUUGCAAGCUGGUCACUUCAGGCCUUCGGGUCCCACAGGUGCCUGUAGGUGAGUCAACCCUGCCGGCCCUGGCCUUCGGGGUUGGCUCUGCUUGGCUGGGCGACAAGGAGCAGCAGCAAAACUUGAAGCGUACGGUGCUGCAAGCGCUGGACACGGGCUUUCGGCACCUGGAUUUGGCUGAAGCCUACCACAACUCCCACGUCGUGGGGGAGGCCGUCCAGGAGUGGUUGCAGAAGACGGGCUGCAGAAGAGAGGAGCUGUUCAUUACGAACAAAGUCAUCAGCUUGGACAGCGACAUCGCCCAGGUCUGUGAUCAGCUCUUGAAGGACUGCAGAGUCGACUACUUCGAUCUGUUCCUUGUGCAUUGUGCCGUCUCGGAAGAGAACGAGCCGUUCGCCAAGCCGUUUCCCACGAUGUGGGAAGAAAUGAUGUCGCUCCAAGCUGCUGGCAAGGUGAAGGCAAUUGGAGUGUCGAAUUGGCGGAUAGAAGAGCUCCAGAGCAUCGAAGGUGCCGCCGUGCAGCCGGUGUGCAACCAGCUUGAGGCACAUCCCCUGCUCCAGCAGAGAGGCUUGCGGGCCUAUUGUGAGACGAAGCGAAUCGACAUCACUUGCUAUGGGGCCCUGGCGCCCUUGUCGAGGAGUGGAGCCCUGGAUGCCGCCCCGCUGCUACGCCAGACCUUGGAGCAGCUGGCGGAACGGCACCAGAAGACGCUGGGGCAGGUGCUGCUGCGCUGGGGCCAUCAGACCAGCCGUGUGCUGGUGACCACCACGAGCAACCCACAGCGGAUGGAAGAGUAUUUGGACAUGUUCAGUUUUGAGCUCUCUGAGCAGGACGUGCAGAUGAUCAGCAGCGCAGGCUUCCGCAGCACCCAGAAACGCUUCACGUGGCCCAAAUGCGUCGGAGUUGGAAAGUUCUGGUCAGACGAUCCGAUGACUGAAGUCGAAAGCCAGGAGUGGCCCCCUUCAGCAAAGGGUGUCCCACAUUUCCAAGCUGCGGUGCUGAAGCCACGGGAUUCCCAGGAGACCUUGACCUUGACCCCUGGACCUUUGGGUCCGAUUUGGACAGAUGAGGAGAAUCUCAGUGUAGCGGGCGGUGCUUUUGAGCACUACGCGAAAGCAGGUUUGGUACCUUUCAACUUUGAUCACAGGUUUCAUUGGUACAUGAGUCACUACCUCUUGCGCAUUUCUUCCUACGGCACCGCGCCGGGCCUCUUUGGACCCUUUGUGACAGAUGACGAGGCCGCGGAUGGCGGAUAUUGGCGGAUGGCCCUGGGCUAUCGCAUGCUAUCGCCUGAUGAGGUGCUGUGGUCAGGGGACAUCACCCUGAACUACAACGCCGCAGUGUACUACGAUGCAGCGGCAGCCAACCACAUGGAGGUCUUUGAGCCGUACUUCCAGGCGAUUUUGGAUUUCUUACCCGCGGCGGCGCGCAUGGCGCAGGAACUCUAUCCCAAGUGCCCCGAUGCCCUGGUCUUUCCGGCGCACAUCUUGCCCAAUGGCGUGCAUGCGCAUGGCGUCGGCCGAGGGGAUUUGGGGCAGAAGCAGAUGGGACUCUUCGCUGCAGUGCCGUUCAUUCUGUAUUGGCGCUACUCGGGGAACUUGGCGUUUGCCCAGCGUGCGUUGCCAUUCCUCAGCGGUGUAGCAAGGUUUUGGGAAUGCAAUCUCAUGGAAGGCGCAGAUGGAUACCUCCAUGAUGCGGAGGAUUGCGCCGAGGAGAUCUGCCUCCCAGAUGGCGAUCUGCAGCCCGAUCCCACGGUCGUCCUGUCCUUGCUGCCCAGCUUCUUUGAAGCCGUUGCAGAGGUUGAACAGGCAAAUCGUGUGCAACACGGUCGAGAGCUCUUCGAGGGCAAGGUUAUUUGUGAUCUGUCGGCCAGUAAAGGUCGGAUCCUCCGCGCGUGCCGCAGCUUCAAGCAGGGGGAACUCAUUUUUCAGGAGCCCCCGUUGCACAUCGUGGUUGGGACUCAGACGGAUGAUGCCUUUCGGAUCGUGAAGCGAAUCAGCACAGCCUUCCAGGACACUGCCUACCAGCCGCUAUGGUACUGGGCCGCGCUGUGCAGUUUGACCGCUCCGGAGCUGGGGCCGAAUUCCAAGCUGCAACCCGUCAGGGAAGAGCAACAGAAGAAACUUCUGUGCCUCUACCAUGAGCCCAUCGUUGAAGCAAGCCCAGUUGUUCUGGCUUUGGUGAAGGAGCUUCAGCUGCCGGUGGACCCCUUGAAAGUUGAGGAGCUACUGAGGUGUUGGAUCCUGAACUGCUUUGAGCAUUCAGAGGAUCCAGAGGGCUAUUCUGCUUACUUCAUCUCUUCCUUCAUGUCGCACUCCUGUAAGCCGAACGCCAUUUGGCACGAGGGCUCCGAUGCCAUGCACGUGGUACGAGCGCGGCUGGACAUUCAGGACAAAGAAGAGAUUUGCAUCUCGUACCUCUCAGAGGACAUGUUGAUGUACAGCGCACUGCAGCGAAAGAAGGCGCUCCGCAAGACCAAGCUCUUCACCUGCGCCUGCGAGCGCUGCGCAGGCUCCAAUGGCGUGCCCGGCACCGAUUGGUGUCGUGGCUUCAGGUGUCCGCACUGUGGCAAUUGCGGCAUUUUUCCGUCCACUGGCAGUUUGCCAGCUGAGGACUUGGCAGCUCUGCGCUGCAGCAUCUGCCAGCGCUGUUGUGGAGACUAUGCCGCUGGCCUGCUGGACACGGAGAAGUACAUGCGGCAGCGAUUGCAAUCCGUCGACGAGGCCAGCUUUCUCCAGCUGGCCGAAGGAGAUGUCAGGCAGCUGCAGGAGAUGAUGGGCGACCAAGCCGGUGGCGCCUUAGGGCCUCAGCAUUGGCUCUGCGAGCGUCUCUGGAGCCUGGUGGUUCCCUGGUUGGACGCCAAGGGUCGGAGCAGCGAAGCCUUACAGAUGUUGGAGGGACGCGUUAGCUGCCAGCGAGAGAUGUUUCCCUGGCCGAAUGCCACCAGAGCCUGGACGAUGCAGAAGUAUUGUCGCUUGCUGCUGCGGCACUACAAAAGCACCUCGCAGGAGAAAGGCCGCCUGCCAGUGAAGAAGGACGCGCCCCGGCGCAUGCUGGCGCGCGCCCUGACGCUGCAGGAGGAAGCGCUGCGGCUGCUGACGCUGCUCUUCGGAGACGAGCACAGGUAUGCGGCCCGUGCCAAGAAGAAGCUCCGGCGCCUGAAGACCUUGGCCGACAAAGCGCGGCCGGGCGGCAGCACCGGCAGCGCGGGCGCAUCACGGCUGGAGGGGGCCAUGGCGUAA
Messenger RNA from Cladocopium goreaui, 4266 nucleotides. NCBI's taxonomy places the organism in Eukaryota, Dinophyceae, Suessiales, Symbiodiniaceae. The record is from the annotation of a GenBank genome assembly.